Arabidopsis thaliana (thale cress) is the source of this 1400-nucleotide messenger RNA. Its product is annotated as F-box protein with a domain protein. The record is from RefSeq and is marked reviewed. The transcript has a single exon. Bases 48 to 1304 code for a protein of 418 amino acids. Lineage: Eukaryota; Viridiplantae; Streptophyta; Magnoliopsida; Brassicales; Brassicaceae.
GCAACUAGAUCGAUUUAAACCGGUGUUGUCUCCUCUAUAUAUAUCAGAUGGCGUCAUUACAGGCUUCAAGAUUUAUGCUUACUACUUCUUGUUCUUCUUGCACAAGAACAAGAUCCGCAAUCUCAAUCCCAAAGUUACCAAAAUUUAAUGUCUCGAUUCCGCAAAUACCGAUCAAGAACCGGAAUUUCAGAGUCGAAGAACCGAUUCUUCGGUUGGAUGGGUUUGCUGAAGAUCUUGAUCUUUCGUUGUCAGAGAGACAAAGGCAAAAGAAGAGAGGGUGCGAUGAUCAGGUUUUGCAAAGGUCGCGGCUCAUGGCGGUUCUUGAAGAAGUUAUAGAUAGAGUGGAGAUGCACAAGAACAUUGGAGAGCAACGCAAUAACUGGAACUCUCUCUUGCUCAAUUCCGUCAAUAUGAUCACUCUCACUGCCGCUUUGAUGGCCGGAAUAGCCUCUAUGAACGCCAGUGGAAUAGAUUCCGUUUCCGCGGUGAGUAUAGCUUCUACGGUGUUGCUGGCUUCUGCUACAGGUUUGGCUGCCUUGAUGAACAAGAUUCAGCCUUCACAGCUUGUGGAGGAGCAGAGGAACGCAACGAGGCUGUUCAAGCAGCUAAGAAACAGAAUCGAGAUGGUUCUGAGGGAGAAAAGUGAAGAUGGAAUCAGUGAAGAAGACGUGAAAGAAGCGAUAAAGAGAGUGCUCUGUUUGGACAAAGCUUACCCACUUCCUCUAGUUGGCACCAUGCUCGAGAAGUUCCCUCAAGAAUUCAAGCCAGCGACUUGGUGGCCUGAAACAAAACCCGAACCCACUCAUUCCAGAACGGAAGCUAACGGGUGGAACUCGGAGCUAGAGAUGGAGAUGAGAGAGGUGGUUGAGGUAAUUAAGAGUAGAGAUGCAGAGGAGUACGAGAAGUUAGGUAACGUGGCCUUGAAGUUAAACCGGGUUUUGGCAAUCUCUGGACCAGUGUUGACCGGAAUUGCUGCCGUAAGUUCCGGUUUUAUAGGUCACGGUUCAGGUUUAGCUGGAGUAGUAGCAACAACGUGUGCUUCAUUGGCUGCCGUAGUGAACACGUUAGAGCACGGAGGUCAAGUAGGGAUGGUGGUUGAGAUGUAUAGAAACUCCGCCGGAUUCUUCUCUCUUAUGGAAGAUACGAUCAAAACAGAGAGACGAGAGAAUGGACAAGUUUUCGAGACCAAAGUAGCGUUGAAACUUGGGAGAAGCUUGUCUGAAUUGAGAGAUCUGGCCAGAAGAUCUAGCUUGUCUAGGUUACAAGGAUCAGCCAUAGAUGAAUGCGCAAGCAAGCUCUUUUAAUUAGUCUACAUACAAAUUGAUAUUCAUUAAUUAUUUUUGUGUAUAGAGAAAAUGAUAGAUGAUUUUUGAAUUUCUAUACAAACCUGAAUAUAACUA